Messenger RNA from Ciona intestinalis (vase tunicate), 1723 nucleotides. RefSeq lists its product as uncharacterized. The record is from RefSeq and is a predicted model, not a curated record. Lineage: Eukaryota; Metazoa; Chordata; Ascidiacea; Phlebobranchia; Cionidae.
AGAAAAUGUAAAGAAUUACAAUCACGUAAAUUUCCCGGUAAUCUGUAUAUGUUGCAUAAACAAGGUAUAUGUUAUUAAUCCGUGCCUUACGUCACGAUAAAACGUCGAAUUUUAAGAAUAUUUAUUAUUUUUUAAAGAAUACUGCGUGACUGGUAAACGCGAAUUUUGACAGUUUAAAAAUAAACCACCGGAAAAAGUUUAUCUAUCUUUGUCUGCCGGGUAAUUCGGAAGCUUCACCCAAACAUAUAAAAGGACGGGUGUAAAGGUAUUAUAGACGUAUUUAAAUUGUCAAGAACUGGUAUUCGUACAAAAUGAAAGGCUCAAUGUUGAUUUGUUUUAUCGUUGCCAGCACUUCAUACUUUGAACUAACCAAAGGUUUAUCCUGUUGGACUUGUAUUAACGCAAGAAGCAAUGCGGAGUGUCAGGCUACAGGUCAUCUGCAACAAUGCCGAUUUACCCAAAGAGCUUGUCAAACUCACAUACGAACCGAUCCAAUGGGUAUUCGCAUCACGAAGGAAUGUAAACAAGUACAAGCGUGCACCAACAACUUUUUGCAGAAUCCGAGACCAGCCUGGUACCCGAGUCAAUGCAACGAUAAUGUACAAGGAUCCGUAUGUCGAUGCUGCUGUGAUUUCGACAACUGUAACUUUGAGUCUGUAGCAUGCCCGGGAAGUCGCACCACAACUACUCUAGCACCAACAACGACAACAACAACCCAACCGCUCACGCAAUUAGUGGACGUGUUAAACGUUGGACCGGAGGAGCCAAAAACCUGUGACAAGAUAACGUUACGAAACGGAUUCGUCGCUUGCACUGAUGAGAAUAAGCACGACUCGCUAUGUAUGUUCCAAUGCGACGUUACGAGAGGAUACGAACUACUGCCUUUAACGUUACACAGACGACGUGCAAUGCAACUGUAUGGUGGCCGACCCCGCCUUGCUGCCAGCGGCCCUGUCCUCCUUAUGCGAAUGCGGAUAUUCUUGUGAUUCUGGAUUCGUCAUCGUCGAUUGGACGUUUUAACUGGAAUAAAGUUAAAGAGUUUGUUAUAGAUAUGUUUGAGAACAUUGUAGUUGGCGAAAACAGCUUACGGGUUUCAGUGUUCCGUUUCAACGAAGAAAUUGACUCAGACUCGCAAAUAUUAUUCAAGGAUUACCUAGAGGACAAGGAUGGUCUUAUUAGAGCGAUACGAAGCAUUCCCUAUAAUGGAAAUGGAACCAAAACCGGCAAAGCAUUAGCGUACGCUAACGAUGUGAUGCUAACUACUGAAAACGGAAAUCGUCCAAAUUCUCAAGAUACGAUUUUUAUAAUCACGGACGGCCGGUCGCAAGAUGGCGUAAGAGAUGAGGCAGUCGCACUUCAUGAACGUGGAGCACAGGUGGUAGUAAUUGGGGUACAACCAGGAAUAAACGCAGAACUCGACGAAAAUCAACUUACAGAAAUAGCAGGCAAUGCAGACAACGUAUUAAUUGUAGAAGGCGGUUUCGAUAGUUUGGGAGAAUUAAUAGGGGAAGGGUUGGGCACAAGACUCUGCCCGCAGCCGUGUGAAGACUUCUAAUAAACUAACGCGAUUGCUGUAAUAUAGGUUUUUGUAAUUAUAUAUUGCGCUUGGUCAGCGUUCAUGUAUUUUUUGUUCCUAGUUUUGCCAUUGUAAAUAAAGUCUAGUAUUGCCAUUGUAAAUAAAGUCUAGUUUUGCCAUUGUAAAAUAAAAACUUGCAAGAUAUGA